AUGGAUUAUGCGGAGAUGGACGACAAGUCGAAACCGUUUGACUUUGAUGUGACGCACAGAGAUCUUAUACAUCAGGUAGCUUUCGAUCAUCAUGGUCGACGUUUGGCGACAUGUUCUAGUGACAUGACACUGUCAGUUUGGGAUCGAACACCUGAUGGAAGUUGGGUUAAAGCAGCUAGCUGGAAGGUACACGGUGGCGCCGUUUGGAGAGUUGUUUGGGCUCAUCCAGAGUUUGGACAAUUGUUAGCGACUUGUUCAUAUGAUAGGAGCGUCCACAUUUGGGAGGAAAUAAGAAGCGCUCCUGGUGCAGAGGGACGAAAAGGAGCUCGAUGGGUUCGAAAAGCUUAUCUUACUGACAGUAGGGCGAAUGUGACGGAUAUUGCGUUUGCACCUCGACAUCUAGGACUCAUGCUCGUAAGCUGCAAGGUUUUGAUUGAAUGGUUGUUAUUAAACAGCUAUUUUCAGGCUACAGUAUCUGCGCAAGGGAUUGUUCGGAUUUAUGAAGCAGCUGAUGUUAUGGACUUGUCUAGAUGGUCUUUAUGUCACGAAUUACAAGCCUUCUACACAAGAUGUGGGAGUGUUGAAUGGAGUCGAUCACGCAUACAUCGACCUCUUCUAGCCGUUGCUUCCGAUGACAAGCGGGCAGAAAACGACGAACGUAUCGUCAUUUAUGAGCACAAUGAGAAUUUGAGAAAGUGGCAGCGAGUGAUCUCAUUACGGCUCGAGUUAUCAUUUCCUGUAACAGAUUUGAAGUUUUCGCCCAUUGCCGUCGCUGAUUCUCAUCAGUUGGCAGUAGCAGCAGGAGACGUUCACAUUUACAAUAUCAAGGUAUAUUGA
Strongylus vulgaris is the source of this 837-nucleotide messenger RNA. The record is from the annotation of a GenBank genome assembly. Lineage: Eukaryota; Metazoa; Nematoda; Chromadorea; Rhabditida; Strongylidae.